This is a messenger RNA of Anoplopoma fimbria (sablefish), 3335 nucleotides long. RefSeq names its product solute carrier family 7 member 5 (gene slc7a5). Gene Ontology annotation, biological process: neutral amino acid transport; amino acid transmembrane transport. Gene Ontology annotation, molecular function: neutral L-amino acid transmembrane transporter activity; L-amino acid transmembrane transporter activity. Gene Ontology annotation, cellular component: membrane. The record is from RefSeq and is a predicted model, not a curated record. Lineage: Eukaryota; Metazoa; Chordata; Actinopteri; Perciformes; Anoplopomatidae.
GAACCUCAGCUAACGAUGUCAGGGUUAAAAAAGAGAAACUCCAACUCCUCGGCGGACAGGGAGGAGGACAAGCAGGUCACGGAAAGGAUGCUCGAGAAGGGGGACCAGGGCGGAGCACCGGGAGGAGACCCCAACAACGGCCGCGGCGGGAGGAGAGGAGGAGGAGGAGGAGAAGGGAUCGUUCUGAAGAAGACCAUCACCCUGUUGAACGGCGUGGCCAUCAUCGUGGGCACCAUCAUCGGCUCGGGCAUCUUCGUCACACCGACCGGCGUGGUGAAGGAAGCCGGCUCCGUGGGUCUGUCCCUUGUGGUGUGGUCGGUGUGCGGGGUCUUCUCCACGGUGGGAGCCCUCUGCUACGCGGAGCUGGGGACCACCAUCACCAAGUCCGGCGGGGACUACGCCUACAUCCUGGAGGUGUACGGCCCCCUGCUGGCUUUCCUCAAGCUCUGGAUCGAGCUGCUCAUCAUCCGGCCGUCCUCGCAGUACAUCGUCGCCUACGUUUUCGCCACCUACCUCCUCAAGCCCCUGUUCCCCGUGUGCCCGGUGCCGGAAGAAGGGGCCAAACUCGUGGCCUGCCUCUGCAUCCUCUUGUUGACCUUUGUGAACUGCUACAGUGUGAAGGCUGCCACCAGAGUGCAGGACAUCUUUGCCGCGGCCAAGCUCCUGGCUCUUGGGAUGAUCAUCAUCAUCGGCUUCGUCAAAAUCGGCCAAGGUGGUGUGGAUCGUCUUCUUCCAGAAAAUUCCUUCGAAGGGUCCAAAUAUGAGUUUGGCAGCAUUGGCCUGGCGAUCUACAGCGGCCUGUUUGCUUACGGGGGCUGGAACUACUUGAAUUUGGUCACUGAGGAGAUGAUUGAGCCUUUCAAAAACCUUCCCCGCGCCAUCAUCAUCUCUCUGCCUAUAGUGACAGUAGUGUACGUUCUGACCAACCUGGCCUACUUCACCACCCUCUCCCCCGAGCAGAUGCUCAUCUCAGAGGCUGUGGCCGUGGAUUUCGGUAACGCCCACCUGGGUCCCAUGGCGUGGAUCAUCCCCGUGUUUGUGGGCCUGUCCUGCUUCGGAUCCGUCAACGGCUCUCUGUUCACAUCAUCCAGGUUGUUCUUCGUGGGUUCCCGAGAAGGUCACCUGCCCAGUCUGCUGUCAAUGAUCCACCCCACCCUGCUGACCCCGCUGCCCUCACUUAUAUUCACUUGCUUGAUGACGCUGCUCUACGCCUUCUCCAACGACAUCUUCUCCGUCAUAAACUUCUUCAGCUUCUUCAACUGGCUCUGCAUCGGCUUGGCAAUCGUCGGGAUGAUGUGGCUCCGCUAUAAGAAGCCAGAGCUGGAGCGACCGAUCAAGGUGAAUAUUCUGCUGCCGGUGAGCUUCGUGCUCGCCUGCCUCUUCCUCAUCGUCGUCUCCAUCUGGAAGACCCCAAAAGAGUGCGCGGUCGGCUUCGGCAUCAUCGCGACAGGAAUUCCCGUCUACUUUAUCGGCGUGCGGUGGCAGAGCAAACCCAAGUGGAUGCUGAACGGAAUCUUUUCGACCACGGCCAUGUGUCAGAAAGUGAUGGAGGUGGUGCCGCAGGCGACCUAAGAGGCCUUUACAGCCAAUCGAGCUGCACCAACAGUGACCUCUGGGCUCUGACAUCACAGCUGAUGAAGCUUGACCUCCGUUGACCCCUUUCACCCCUCUUCUCUCUCACACACAUCCUGUCAGCCAGCUGCUGAUAAGGACCUGAUGAAGACAGAAACAUGCAGGCGCCUGAAGCCUUCAACCUCUUUUUCUUUUCUUUUCUUUUCUUUUGGACUAUUUUAGUCACUAACUAUUCUUUGUAGCUCGUAAUGGGUUCUUUUUUAAUGAUGCAUUUCAAUGAACUGUUGUUUUUAUUUUAAUGUUGUUUUUUUGGGUCGUGAAUAAGUUCAUGUAAAAUAUCAUCCCUCAUUGAAGACUUGUUGUAUUUAGCAAGUUGUGCCUUAGGUGGCAAAUGUAUGAAGGUGAAACUGUCGACUGCGGCAGUAGUUGUCAUUAGUAGUGGUAGUGUCCGAGGCAAAAAAAGCUGUGUGUCUCAAUUCUAAAAGUUUUUUAUUAUUAUUCUGCAAGCAUCCGCUUUUAAUCUCCUGGUAACCAACUUUUCCUUUUUAAGCAAAAAGUUGGAAAUUACCAACAUCAGUUUUGUCAGAUAUUCAUGAAGAAUUGGAAACCUUUGGUCCCGCAGUCUUUCCAAUUCUUAAGCAGUUUUAGUGUGAAGUCUUGUGUUGUCUGUCGUUGCCCGUGGGUCGGUCGCUUUACUGCCCGUUACCACUCUGCGUCUUGUCUGUUCAGUCUGUGUUGUUUUUGUCUCCCAGUGAGGUUUUAAAGUCGACUAUGCUGCUGUAGGAGGAGGGUGAAGUUGAUUGAAGACUUUGGUGUGUUAGAGAUGUUUAUUUGUUUUCUCAUUUUACAGCUAACUGAAUUCCACAGAGAAGGAACUACAGAUAGGAGUUAAAAUGUUCUGUUCGGCCAUGUUUUAUCUUCAAAGCCUGCUUGCUUUACAUGUUUAAAGCAUUGCAGACCGGUUACCUGUUGUCUCUUCUGAGGAUUCCUGGGGUUUGGAGUUUAAAUUAGCUCUUUAAAUUAUCAUGUGGUCAUUGUGACAGAGGUGAAAACACCAGUAGGGGUAAAUUGUAUGAAGACCAUUUCUGAAAAGUGGGUCCAAAUUCACAGUAUGUGCUAUUUUCCUGCUGUGUGAUUUUAUUUUCUGGGUCAGCGAUCUCAUUCUCAAGAUCUCAAUAUCUCUCAGCGUGCUGAGCCCUGCUCGCCGAGCUUCGUUAAAACGUCAUCACACUGUGAGACGAUGUUUCUGACAACACACUGUAAUAAGGCCACGAUGGAGCAGAGACUCAGACAGAGACCUGAUGCUCUUUGCAAGUACAGAAGGACUACAUUUUUAGAUCACAGUUUUUAUUUUUCAUCCGUUACUAUGAGUUAGUGCUGAUUUAUUAACGUCGACCCUAUUCCUGGCAACGGAGAUGGCACCGCUGUUUCACAGUGUGACAGCGGUAGUAGUUUCCAUGGAGACACUGGCGGUGGAUGCGGGAGGGGUCAAUGUGUAUGUUUUAGAGGUAGAACCUUUCUAACACUCCAGCCAUCGUACAAAGCAGAUGGGUGAACUAACCCGAAUAGGACUGUAGAAAGUUUAUUUAUUUAUUUUUAGGUUGUUUAUUAUUAUUAGACCCUCUAAUUUGUUUACAGGGGAAUUUUAUGUAAAGUGCUUUAAAAAUAAAUUUUUAGGUUUUUCCACUAUUGUGUUUUGUAGGUUCUCAUUUGUUCUCUUUUUCUUGUUUUUCAAAUGUGGCUAACUACCAACUAAAAUGAUC